UAAUAUCUAAGUACAGUUAAUACAAGUUUGGGCACCUCGUCUUCGGAUCCUUAUAAAGGAUCCUUCUCGACACCUCUCGUUCCCCUUUUCGAUCACGCUCCUGAGUGUGCGUGGCCGCGGUGCGCGACGGUUCUUUGACUCGGUGCCGGGAGUCAGUCAACCCGGUGACGGCUUGCAGGCUGCGUGUUGCUGGUUUCUGCCAAGCGUGGUCCUCGGUGCUCACGAGUUUGAGCCAAGACGACGCGUGCGUCUCGCGUGUGUAUAUAUACGUGUGUAAAACCGUCAGAUAUCAACGUGCGUGGAGUUGCAUAUUGUACCCGAGCCAACGAUCUACCAGCGGGAUCAACGAUCGAGUCUCGGUGAUUUCAACGUCGGGAUCGCCGUCACACGUGAGAGAAAACGCGUCGAACGCGGACCCCGGGCGCUUCUUCCGAAAAAAUGCAAAAAGCCCGCGAUGCGCGCGGUCGACAGGUGACACGUUUUCGUUGAAACGUGGAAGAGAUUACAGUCCGCCCGUUGUACCGUAAAGUGCACUCUGUUUUACGAUGCAUCGUCAACGAGCGCAUCGGUGAGCGGACCGAGGGAUUUCUGUCGGCGCGAUCGAUACGGAUCCGUCGCGCGUGUUUCCGCGCGCGAUUGUGGGAUUCAGAUUGCGAGUCUACUUGCGGUGUACUUAACGAUGAAACUAGGAAGCACGUGCGAUCUAGAGCACUCUGAGCCGAGAUAGAUCUAAAUAUAAUCGACAGUUGAGUUUUUCCUUUGGCCUGCUUGGAAGUCUUUCUAAUUCGUUCCACGUCGACUGAAAGCAAAGGCUCGCCAAUUCAUGUUCCACUAAAAUCCUUUUGAAGAACAUCUAUAGGACUCAACUCUUUUGUUGUGUUCGAUUAUUUUUUACAACCUUUUUUGUAGGUUACAACGCGACCCUUUGAAAGCAUCAACAGUUUACGAGAAUCGCUUUCCGAUAGACCUUUUUUCGAAGAAGCCUUCGAGUGUUUUUCUCAAGCAAAUCUCGGAGUAUUCCGUGAGAAAAUUCCAGAAUAUUCGUGCAACGAACUUCGAAUACCUCCGUAAAUCGCUCCGCGUUUUAGAAUAACGCAAAGUGUGCGUCCGGUCGCGACGGUGAAAGGAGAUCAACGGUGACCUUCGACUGCAUCGCCACGUUGUGUCCGGCAUCCUGAAGGAAUCCUGCAGACCCGAACGAGGCGAUCGAGCGAGCUGCCGCGGCUCGAGAAGAUCCACGAGGAACAGCUCACGGAUACCAGGACGAUCGGCAGACGACGUACCGCCGGUGCAUCUGCGAUGGAGGACGAGUUGCGGUGUCCCUCCUGCAAGGAGUUGUUCGUGGAGCCGGUGCUGUUGCCUUGCUGGCACGCACUAUGCCUCGCCUGCGCGGUAAAUCUCCAGGCACCGCCGGAUUCGCCGCCGGAGUCCACCGCCGAUUCGUCCAACGCACCAGGCUCCGAUCAGGAGGCCGACAAGUUGUCGAUCUUGUCGGAGACCGACUCCGGAGUGGUUUGCAGCAGCACGUCUACCAGCUCGCGGCCAGGCAGCUACGUCGGCACUCCAGGGAACGGUGGCUUCCCACCGUCCGGUGGUACUCUCUGCCUGUCAUGCCCGGUCUGUCAGAAGACCGUAUAUUUUGACGAGGGCGGCGCCCAUAAUCUGCCCAAGUACCGUGCGAUGCAGCACAUCGUCGACAAGUACCAGGAAUCGCGGAAUUCACGGCUGCAGUGCCAAAUGUGCGAGGGAGAGCCGCGCGACGCGACUGUCGCGUGCGAGCAGUGCGAGGUUUUGUACUGCGACGCCUGCAGAGAGUCCUGUCAUCCGAAGAGGGGCCCAUUGGCAGCCCACAAUCUGGGACCACCGAGAGGCAGCUGGCAAUCAAGUGGAAGUAAGGGAUCUCGAACCGAGGGCACGCCGAUCUGCAACGAUCACAAUGGCGAAGCGGUGACUCUCUAUUGCGCCCUUUGCAAAAUCGCGAUAUGCGCUCUAUGUCUUCGUGAUCGUCACGCCGCACAUCCUCACGAUGUUCUGCCGUUGGCCGCUGCUUGCAAAGCGCAAAAGAAUUUCGAGAAACGGUUGCAAAACAAGGAAUCGCAAAUGCUUGAAAAAAUAUGGACGGAGCUGUCGCAGAAUCUACAGCAGCUGUCGGAGAGAGCCCGCUCGACAACGGAGUUCAUUCAAAGGCUCAAAGGAAUGACGGAUAAAGUACAUGAGGAAUGCGUGGCGCUUGAGGAGGAGGUCGAAGAUCGGGUAACGAACCUGGUGAGUCUUCUGCAAGCGAGAAAGUCACGGUUGAUCGAAGCUGCUCGACAGACCAGAGAGGCCAGGGUGCGAUCUUUGCGAGACCAGGUGGCGAGAUGUGCCACGCACCUACAGGCGACCACGGCGUUGCUCACGUUCUGCAUCGAAGCGCUGAAGGAGACCGACAGCGCGGCCUUCUUGCAGAUCGGCGGCAUGUUGUCAGUCCGAGCAGCGACGGCCGCCGGUUCCUGGGGCGGUGCCGAGGGUGUGCAGGAGAUCGCUCGUUUGCCGUUGCUCGAUCUUACCCUGGACGACAAACCGCUGCGCCGCGCCAUCGAUCAGCUCACCUUCGUCCAACUUAAACCGUCAGAAGGGGAAGAGCGAUUUCCUACAGCAGCACCCGGAGCUCCUUUACUGAUCCCCGAGGAGUGUAGCGCCGAGAACAACAGCGUCACCGUUGCCUGGCAGCCGCCUCCUGGCCACGGAAUUAUGGGCUGCGCUGGUCAGAGAGGCCCCGCCAUUGAAGGAUAUCUUUUGGAGCUGGAUGAUGGCUGCGGCGGGGAGUUUAGGGAGGUGUACUGUGGCCGCGAGACCAUUUGCACGGUAGACGGGCUACACUUCAACUCACUCUACAACGCCAGGGUGCGGGCCUUUAACAGCGCCGGUGAGGGCGAGUACUCGGAGCUGAUCGGCCUUCAGACCGCCGAGGUGGCGUGGUUUUCGUGGGCCACCGGCGCCGCCGGCAUACCGCAGGAAGUGUCCAUAUCCGAGGACGCGAUGAGCGCGUCCUGCGAGGGCUACGAGCACCGCGUGGUCCUCUCGAGCGUCGGCUUCUCGCGAGGCGUACACUAUUGGGAGCUGACCAUAGAUCGAUACCACAGUGACACCGAUCCAGCCUUUGGAAUUGCCCGGGCCGACGUGUCGCGUGAUCAGAUGCUGGGUAAGGACGAUAAAGGCUGGAGCAUGUACAUAGACCGCCAGCGGUCGUGGUUCAUGCACGGCGGUGGUCACGCACAGCGUACGGAGGGUGGGGUUCAACAAGGCUCGACUGUCGGCGUUCUCCUCGACCUGGACACCACGCAUACGCUACGUUUCUUCGUCAACGACCAACCGCAGGGCGGCAUCGCCUUCCGCGAUCUCUACGGCGUCUUUUAUCCGGCGAUCAGUUUGAAUCGCGGCGUAACCGUAACCCUUCACACCGCUCUCGAUGUUCCGCGUCAUCUCCUCGCACUUCACGAGGAGUACAUUAGUGAUAUGGUUCAGAGCUAGGGGUACCUUAACGUCCUCAAAAAAGGUCUGCCGCAGGAGAUCGGCUCACCUUUAGGCCCAACGACAUACGUCACAGACAGAUGCAGAGACUUCGAAUCGGGUCAGCUGCUGGAGAAGAUUAUCGAGGAGAGCCCGGUUGACGUUAACUAAUCGGUAGAUCUUUUAAAUAUGAAUUUAGAGCGAUCGUAAUACAUUUUCUAUGAAUCUACUUGGCACAAAGCGUUACGAAAUAACGUAUAAAUACGAGAAAGCAUCUGAAAUUACUCUCGCUCUGAGAUAUCAUAAUAUUAAUGAGGACGCUUUAGUCCUUUCGCAGUUGUGCAGCGAAAUGAGAGCGGUUUAAUCUCCUUAGGGAUUCAGGAAACGCAAUAUACGUUUUGCGUAUUUUGUCUGAAUAUUUUUUAUUUAUUUAGAGUAAUUAUAAUAUUUAUUUAGAAGUAAUAUUUAGCGGAGUGUUUUCUAAUUUCGCAAUCGUGGCACAUAUUUUGAGUUCUAAAUUUGAUAUACUAUAAAUAAGAAUGGUUUUUUAUUUGUAAUUGAGAAAUAUGUAAUCCCUGGGGAUGUUAAUCCGAGUAAAAUUCGUCUCGCGCUAUUUGUCUGAAUAUAAGCGGGCUUCACGAGGAAUAACGAUUCAACAGGUCCAGAAACUUUGGCGAAAAGGUUUCCGAGGGAGGCACUAACCGUGGACCCUUUGGAUCCGCCUUGUUUGGGAAGCUGAAACUUAGAAUUCAGAUUUUAGUUGGGAAAUUGAAAUUUGUACUUUCCUAUUUUAUCCAUACGAUAAUCGUAUUAAAUGGAACCACCAAUAAUAUCAAUCGAAGCGCAUACGUUUCGAAAUAGAGAAAUAAGAUCACUCGAAGAGUGAAAAGCUACUUCAUCCCGAAGAAUUAACGAGACUGACAUAAUUCACGCACACGUCACGCGAUCCGUAAAUAAUGUUCUCCCGUUAGGAAGCCACGAAAGCUAAGAUAAAAGUUUCCUCCGCUGGAAAUCAGUCCAUUUUCUAUUUAUACCGCACUCUAUAUUAUAAGCGGAGAAAAGAAAAUAUUUUUUCCUACACGCUUCCUCAAUUCGUUUCUCAAAUAAUUACCUCGACGAAGACUUUAAAACGCACUUCUGAGGAUCGGUACGUCCGACCUUCGGUCAAUUAACUCGAGUUCCCUGUUCACACUAUAGUCAAUACUGUGAUCCAGAAAGAGGCGUGGGAGAAAUUAUCGGACACUUAACCGAAGGUGGAAUGACUGGCCCUCGGAAGCAAGGAGACGUCCAUUAGCAAAUAGCCAAGUAUAGUCGACGACAAACUUUGUCGAAGACCGUGUCCGAGUAGAACGAUCAAUCGAUUAGUUUGAGAGAUCGCAUUGAGACAGCCAAGGAAUAGAGAGGAGUCUCUUGCGAAAUUCAUCGCUCGAUAGAGAGAGAUGUACGCCCGAGAAAUAGAGUCUCGUCCGAUAGCAACCUUUCUCAAUAUUCUCGACGGGGCAUUGGUUCUUGGUAACUUCUUACUCUGAAGAAAGUAGAGCCGAGGUGCGCGAAGAAGGACAUACAGUAUCGAGGAGGGCCUCGAGUAGCCUUUCCUGUAGCGUACUCCGAAUAGCCAGUAAAGAAAGUCGAUGAUCAGUCCCACCGGGCGGCAUUUGCCGCAGUUUUGUCGAUCGUGUAAUGUAAUUAACUCUUUUAGCACCUGCCGUUAUAUAGCAUGCGCUCAUCUACAACGAUUUAUUAAAGAAUGCAGAGCUUCGCUUAUCACGAAACUAAAACGAAAAUUUUUCUUUAUUUUUCUACAUAUAUGUGAUGAUUUAACAAUUUUUUAUUGCAAAAAUAAUUUUUGCCAUAGAAAUUAGAGGAAAAUAGUGAAGAUAUAAAUCAUUUCAAAAAAUACAUUUCCUUCACAACAAAUACACAAAAAAUUUGUAUAACUGACGUUAGACGAUUUAUCUCUCACAAUCAGAAAAUAAUGAGAUGCACUUUUUCUAACCGAAUGAAAUUGAUCGAAACAGGAUUUAGCAAUUGAAUUCAGUUCGGUGCUGAGACAGUUAAUGACCGCGAGCGUCGAGCUUCAAAUCGAACGCUGACGAGGCACGAUGAGAAGAGGAAGGAUCGACCACGGUAAAGGCCGAUAAUUAUCCUACAGGACGAAGAAUCGAAACUUCAUGUUAGAAUACGCUGACAUGGCCAGAUUCUUCAUUCUGCUUGAAGCGAUCGACGGAUCGCUCGAUCGUCCACCCAUUAUCCAUAUCGACACACACGUAUAAGUGUAAUCGCGUUGUAGGCGUUAAGCUCCAUUAACUCUCCGCGAACCAGGUAGAAAAUCAACAUGGAUCAUAUGUGGGGUAUCUCAUACCCAUGUUAUACUUCAUCAUAAAUAUACUAAUCUAGUAUGAUUGGUAAAGAUGCAUUCUUCAGCUGUACGAAACGGCAACUUGCACUUUUUAAGAAGUUACAGAAGUUCAUCUUGCUGGGGUAUGUUACACCCCACCUAGUUCGCGGAGGAUUAAAGCGUAUAGAUAGAUAAGAUAUAAAACAAUGCUGCCACGGCUUUAGUGUACAAUAAUGAGUAUACGUUUUCUAGUCUUCUAGAGACCCAAUCGACACAUCUUUCACCCAAUCUCACUCCGUCAUUUCUUCCUUUCCCCUUUCUUAUCCCUGCUGAUUCUUUUUUACGAUUUUGUAUCUCUCGACGGUCAGGAGUUUGGUCCUCGUGCUCGAUCUCGCCGUUAUAUUCUGUAACGAUAAUUCGGAAGCAUUAUUCUGCGCCAAGUAUCGUUUCUGCAAGUGCGCACGCCUUUUGGCACUAUGUACAUAAGUGUAUAUAUAACAUAUAACUAUAUCAAUUGUACCGCCGAUGAAUUUGCCGAUUGUACCAUUUACGACUGUAUCGGAUCAAUAAAAUACAACGAAAACGCCA
Molecule: messenger RNA, 6418 nt
Organism: Acromyrmex echinatior (Panamanian leafcutter ant)
Lineage: Eukaryota; Metazoa; Arthropoda; Insecta; Hymenoptera; Formicidae
Gene: Trim9
Product: E3 ubiquitin-protein ligase Trim9
Biological process (GO): axon guidance
Cellular component (GO): neuron projection
Molecular function (GO): zinc ion binding; protein binding
Source: RefSeq, a predicted model, not a curated record